This is a messenger RNA of Microtus ochrogaster (prairie vole), 1068 nucleotides long. RefSeq names its product succinate dehydrogenase complex subunit C (gene Sdhc). Bases 36 to 434 code for a protein of 132 amino acids. Gene Ontology annotation, biological process: tricarboxylic acid cycle; mitochondrial electron transport, succinate to ubiquinone. Gene Ontology annotation, cellular component: membrane; respiratory chain complex II (succinate dehydrogenase). The record is from RefSeq and is a predicted model, not a curated record. The transcript is spliced from 4 exons. Lineage: Eukaryota; Metazoa; Chordata; Mammalia; Rodentia; Cricetidae. Gene Ontology annotation, molecular function: electron transfer activity.
GUGCUGUUCCGUUGGGAACCACAGCUAAGGAAGAGAUGGAGCGGUUCUGGAAUAAGAACACGAGUUCAAACCGUCCUGUUUCUCCCCAUAUCAGUAUCUACAGAUGGUCUCUUCCCAUGGCAAUGUCCAUUUGCCACCGUGGCACUGGUAUGGCCUUAAGUGGAGGGGUUUCUCUUUUUGGCCUGUCGGCGCUGCUGCUUCCUGGGAGCUUUGAGUCUUAUUUGAUGUUUGUGAAGUCCCUGUCUUUGGGUCCAGCACUCAUCCACACAGCGAAGUUCGCGCUUGUCUUCCCUCUCAUGUACCACUCGUGGAAUGGGAUCCGACACUUGGUGUGGGACUUAGGAAAAGGCCUGGCGAUCCCCCAGGUCCAGCAGUCUGGAGUGGCUGUCUUGGUUCUUAGUACGCUGUCCUCUAUAGGACUGGCAGCCAUGUGAAGAGCUGAAAUUCCCAGCAUUGUCCUAAUCAUUAUUACACUGAUUUAUAUUCCUGUUUAUUAUCACUCUUAUCGCCAGCCACCAAAGUUCCCCUGAUUUGUUAGAUGCCACGUGCUUCAAAUCCCAUGGAGCUCAGCAGAUGCUUGAAGAACUGUAGCAAUAGGAAAUGCCGUCUUCCCUGGGCCAGGAGCAAGGCCUUCCUCCCUCUCCACAUUUGACUCUGAUUUGUGCUGAGGGUCUGCUUUCAGCUCCUUCUUGCUGAGACAGUAGAAACAAUGCCAGUUCUGUGGCUGCCCUGGGUGCCACUGUCUGUAGGCUGCUGGCUUAAAGGACAAUUCUGUUCAUUGGUCAGCUCGGGGCCUUUAGCACCCACACAGCGGGACUGAGAAGGGAGGUGGAGGUGGAGGGGAUUGCUCUGCCCAGCUAGAAGGAGGUACAGAGCGAGCUGGAUCUUGGAUGCUCGUGCUUGGAGAAAAGAUGCACAGCUUUUGAUGGAUGAGGACGAUCCAAAAAUUGUAUUUUCUAUUCUUUCUGUUUUUCACUUCUAGUGAAACAUACCUUUAAUGUCAUGUUUUCUGAUCUAAAUUCUUGUCCCAUCUUCUUUGGAAACGAUUAAAGUACUACUCAUUUCUCA